This is a messenger RNA of Pichia membranifaciens NRRL Y-2026, 915 nucleotides long. RefSeq lists its product as hypothetical. Gene Ontology annotation, cellular component: mitochondrial inner membrane. NCBI's taxonomy places the organism in Eukaryota, Fungi, Ascomycota, Pichiomycetes, Pichiales, Pichiaceae. The coding region runs from base 1 to 915 and encodes 304 amino acids. Gene Ontology annotation, molecular function: magnesium ion transmembrane transporter activity. The transcript has a single exon. Gene Ontology annotation, biological process: mitochondrial magnesium ion transmembrane transport. The record is from RefSeq and is a predicted model, not a curated record.
AUGUCCAUGGAUGCCCAGAAAACGCAAUCGCUACUGAAACAUGAUUUACUACCAAGAGACUUGAGGAAAAUAGAUAAAGGUUACGAUGAUAUUGUUCCUUUGGUGGUUAUACGAGAGAAAAGUAUUCUUUUAAGUAUACUACAUAUCAAAGCGUUGAUAAAGUCUGACUCUGUUGUUCUGUUCAACUACGAUAAUACAUACGCCGAUAACAAAUUGGUCAAUACCAUGAGUGAAAAACUCAAGAAUGUACAGGGCGAUAAUCUAGAUUAUGAAAUAAGGGCGCUUGAGACUAUUUUUGCAGAUGUGAUUGACAAUUUGAUGAUUGAGAUGCAGAUACACGUGACGGUUGUGAACGGUAUUUUACAUGAGCUAGAGAAUGAUAUAGAUUUGGCGAAGUUGAAGUACUUGUUGAUUGUUUCCAAAAAACUCAGCCAAUUUCUUCAAAAGGCUACCUUGAUUCGUGAUUUGAUCGAUGAGAUGUUGGAUCAUGAUGAUGAAUUAUCAGAGCUCUAUUUGACAGAGAAACUGAAUGGAACGCAAAGAUCGAAGGAUGACCAUCAAGAAGUGGAGUUGAUCCUCGAAAGUUAUUCCCUACACUGUGAUGCAAUUGUACAGACAAUCGAAAGCCGAGUAAAUGAUGUCCGUACGACUGAGGAGAUUAUCAACAUCAUAUUAGACUCCAACAGAAACGAUUUGAUGUUGCUCAAUUUGAGGUUAAGCAUAACGCUCAUGUGUCUGGCGAGCCUGUUAUUCUUGGCUGCUAGUUAUGGUAUGAAUUUGGAGAACUUCAUCGAAGAGAAGAAUGCGUGGUUUUGGAUAGUCACUGGAGGUUCAACAGUAUUCAGCAUUGUAUUGUUCAGAAUGGCAAGUAGGAAACUAACGCAAUUACAAAAGAUCCAGCUUACAAAUAGGUAG